AUGGCACCAAAAAAUGAAAUUCCAGCUUAUGUCCUUGGUGUUGGGCUCACCAAGUUCAUCAAACCCCGACAAACGCGCGCAUAUCCAGAGAUGGGCUAUGAGGCGGGAGUAAAGGCAAUGUUGGAUGCACAGAUUAACUACGACGAUGUUGAGACAGGAGUUGCCUGUUACUGUUACGGAGACACUACGAGCGGUCAAAGAAUCUUUUACCAGUUCGGCAUGUCGAGUAUCCCAAUUUACAACACAAACAAUGCAUGUGCAACUGGUUCGACCGGUCUUCAUCUAGCGCGAACACUGGUCAAGAACGGGGCGAUUGACUGCGCGCUCGUUAUUGGAUUCGAACAAAUGCAGCCUGGCUCUAUCAAAUCAACAUGGAGCGAUCGCCCUUCCCCCAUGGGUCUCUCGAUGCGUAUGAUGGCCGACACCCGCGGCAUAAGCAAUUCUCCACCCAAUGCUCAAUACUUUGCCAAUGCUGGUCUUGAAUAUAUGGAGAAGCAUGGAGCUGAGGCACGCGACUUUGCUGAGAUUGCCAGGAUUAGCCAUGAACACAGCUCGAGGAAUCCGUAUGCGCAGUUCAGGGAUGUCUACACACUUGAACAGAUUGAGAAGGCGCCCAUGAUUCACUUCCCGUUGACUAAACUUCAAUGCAGUCCGACAAGCGAUGGUGCUGGCGCAGCCGUUAUCGUGAGCCAAAAGUUCUUGGAUGCCAGACCGCAUCUCAAGAGUCAAGCUAUCCUGAUCGCAGGACAGUCUCUGAUGACGGACUCUCCUCAGCUUUACUCUAAGUCAUCGAUGGAUCUCGUUGGUUACGAUAUGACUAAGCGCGCAGCACAAGCGGCUUUGAAGGAGGCCGGUGUGAGUGCGAAAGACAUCAAGGUCGCGGAACUACACGACUGCUUCUCGGCGAAUGAGCUCAUCUUGUUAGAGGGUCUGGGUUUCAGCGAACCUGGAAAAGCACACAUGAUGGUACGCAACGGCGAUAUCACAUACGGUGGCAAAGGACCCAUCGUGAACCCAUCUGGCGGUCUCAUCAGCAAGGGACACCCUCUCGGCGCAACUGGGUUGGCACAAUGUGCAGAACUGACAUGGCAGCUUCGAGGCUGGGCCAACAACAGACUCGCUGACGGAGCAGACGUGGCGCUCCAGCAUAACCUGGGCCUGGGCGGAGCUGUCGUGAUCAACGUAUACAAACGCGCUGAUGGCAAAAAGAAUGCGAAGAUGAGUGAUGAGGAAGUCAAACAAGCGAGUCAGUUCUCCUACAACCCUGCCGUGGAGGCACGCUACGUCACCAAGGAGGAAGGCGAAAAGGUGAGAAGCAAGACUGUGGCAAAUGAGUAUGCGCUAGACGAUACCUUAGAGAAGAUUCAAAGUCGACUGUAA
Molecule: messenger RNA, 1380 nt
Organism: Alternaria postmessia
Lineage: Eukaryota; Fungi; Ascomycota; Dothideomycetes; Pleosporales; Pleosporaceae
Exons: 2
Coding region: 1-1380 (459 amino acids)
Molecular function (GO): acyltransferase activity, transferring groups other than amino-acyl groups
Source: RefSeq, a predicted model, not a curated record